AUGAAGCCCACCGACUCUAGCACAGAACGGCACCAUGCCGGCAAAUCCAAUCCCUCACGGCGUCGCUGGAAAAUACUCGCCAUCGCAGGCGCGCUUCUUCUUAUCGUCGCCAUCGGGCUCGGCGUCGGCCUGGGCGUCGGACUGACGCACAGAGGCGGUCACGACGACUCUGCCCAAGACAACGACGACGACAACUCAGGCUCAGACUCAGGCUCAAACUCAGACCCCGACUCAGACAAUCGCAACCGCACGAGCACAUGGCAGCCCGGCGUCAACGCGACGUGGCAAAUCGUGCUCCAGGGCGCCAUCAAGCUCACAGACGGAUCCGCCAGCCCGGAUGUCGCCAUCUGGGACCUGGACCUCUUUGACAACGACGCCGAGACGUUCAAGGCACUGCAGGGCCACGGGAAAAGGGUCAUUUGCUACUUCAGCGCCGGCUCGUACGAGGACUUCCGGCCGGAUAAGGGAUGGUUCAACGAGUCGGAUCUGGGCAAGCCCCUUGACGGAUGGCCCAACGAGCGCUGGCUGGACCUCAACAGCGGCAAUGUUCGCAGCAUCAUGAGGGACCGCAUCAAGCUCGCCUCGUCCAAGGGAUGCGAUGCCAUUGACCCCGACAACGUCGACGGUUAUCAAAACGACAAUGGGCUCAAUCUCACGGCCCAAGACUCCAUCAACUACCUCCAGUUCCUGCAUCAAGAGGCCAGCUCGCACCACAUGGCCGUUGGCCUGAAAAACGCCGGCGGCAUCAUCCCCAAGGUGCUCGACUUUGUCAAUUUCUCCGUCAACGAGCAGUGCGCCGAGUUCUCCGAGUGCGAGACGUUUGCCCCCUUUAUCGAGGCUGGCAAGCCCGUCUUCCACAUCGAGUAUCCCAAGGGCGCCCCUGCAAUCGAUGCCGCGCGUGCUGCCGAUCUGUGCUCGCAUCGAGGCAUUGGGGCCGGGACUGGGAAUUUCAGCACGGUGCUGAAGAAGAUGGACCUGGACGGCUUUGUGCAGUACUGCGAUGGGAAGCGCAACAACUCCCACACAGCAGAAACAAAGACAACCGCCGCAAUGGGUCGCGAAGAGCAGGUCGAAGAGCGUGAGGUGCUCGAAUCCAUCUUUCCUGAAGAAAUCACAGACAUCUCCGAGACAGAGUUCCGGAUAAAAGUCGUCCUCGACAUCCCCGACGAAGAAACCCCCGAAGACGAAGAACCCCCCAGCUUCCUCCUCUCCGUGCGCUACCCGGACGAGUACCCGGACGAGGCGCCUCACCUCGACAUCCUCGCCUCCAGCAACAGCCCGUCCCACCUGCACUUCAGCGUCGGCGACGACCGCGACCAGCUGCUCGCCGACGUCGCCGACACCAUCCAGGAGAACCUCGGCAUGGCCAUGGUCUUCACGCUGUACUCGACCCUCAAGGAGGCUGCUGAGCAGCUCGUCCAGGACCGCAAGGCCGCCGCCCAGAAGAUCGUUGACGAGGAGAAGCUCGCCGCGGAACGUGAGGAGAAUAAGAAGUUCCACGGCACACCCGUUACGCCGGAGACGUUCCUCAAGUGGCGCGAGGGUUUCUUGCGCGAGAUGGAGGAGCAGCGCGUGCGGGAGGAAGAGGAGCGGCUGGCGGAGCUGAAGAAGGCCAGGGUCAAGGAGCCUGUCAAGUUGUCGGGGAGACAGCUCUGGGAGAAGGGCUUGGCUGGUAAAGGUGAGGAGGAGGAGGAGGAGGAGGGGCUGGUGGAUGGUGUUGAGCAGCUCAGGGUGGAGGCUGUUUAG
Trichoderma aggressivum f. europaeum is the source of this 1746-nucleotide messenger RNA. RefSeq names its product CAZyme family GH114. The transcript is spliced from 4 exons. Gene Ontology annotation, molecular function: protein binding. The record is from RefSeq and is a predicted model, not a curated record. Lineage: Eukaryota; Fungi; Ascomycota; Sordariomycetes; Hypocreales; Hypocreaceae. Bases 1 to 1746 code for a protein of 581 amino acids.